Molecule: messenger RNA, 2391 nt
Organism: Saccharomyces eubayanus
Lineage: Eukaryota; Fungi; Ascomycota; Saccharomycetes; Saccharomycetales; Saccharomycetaceae
Gene: MDM20
Product: Mdm20p
Exons: 1
Coding region: 1-2391 (796 amino acids)
Biological process (GO): N-terminal peptidyl-methionine acetylation
Cellular component (GO): NatB complex; cytoplasm
Molecular function (GO): protein-N-terminal amino-acid acetyltransferase activity
Source: RefSeq, a predicted model, not a curated record
AUGUCCGAGAAGAUAGAGGAGGAGAUCCUGGAACUAAUCAAUAGGUCCAACUUCAAACAAUGCUAUGCCAGACUGGGACAAUUGCAGAAACAAUUUCCUAACGCGGUAUACUUCAAGAUCCUAGAGACAUAUGCCAAGUUCAAGCAAUCGCCCGGUAAAUUCGACUAUAAGAAACUAUUGGAUGAACCGUACGGGUUGAAAGGAACCACAAUUACUGGCGAUUCUCGCUCCUUGGAGUUUCUACACAAUUUCUUCGUGGAAUUAGGGAGAUACGAUGAAGCCUUGCAUGUCUAUGAACGAGGGAACUUCAAGUUCCCCAGCUACGAAUUGUCGUACCAUUGGUUCACGAAGGCUUUGGAAGAUUCGAAUUUUAAUCAAAUGAGCAAGGCGUCUUUACAACUAGCCAAGUACAGUGACAGUGGGAACCUGCCCAAGAGGGCAUAUUAUUUUUGGAAUGCCAUCUCGAUUUUAGCUGUGAUGAGGUUCCAAGAGAGCACUGUUUCUGAGACUAAAAAGAUUGUGCUGGCUAAGCUUGCACGUCAAUCUUUGUUAGACCUGAAACCGUUUGAAAACGUUCAAGAGAUCAUUGUUUAUUGUCUAGUAUUGGACGAGUUGUUCCUUGAAUCCAAAGAAAUCUCGGAAGAAAUUGUCGAGAUCACCCUUAUAACUUUCGAUACUUCAGUAAAUUUGUAUUUGAAAAACUUUAUCUUGAAGCACGUCAAGUUAUUGGAUUCUCCACAGAAGCUUUUUGAAGUUUGCUCAAAACUUAUCGAAAAAGGUCUUGAUGAUUACGAGUUGAUCAUAAACUUAAUCGAGGCUGCCCAUAAACUUUCCAAACCACAAGAGGAAGUACAGCACUGGCUUGACGGAAAUUUAGGCGAUUCAAGGAAUACGAGAUUGGCUCGUUUGAAGCUUGAUAUGGUAUACACGAAGUCUGUUUCGGAACCAUCUUUGUCUUAUUACCUUUCGAAGUACCAUAAUAAACCUUGCUGUUCGGUCGACCUCAAUCACUACACAGACCACAUAGACAGAGAUAUGCUCAAAAGCGUUAUGACCAAGUAUGAUCGAGACGAUAGAGACUUGAUUCAUCAUUGCAAUACUUUGGAAAUGGGACUAAUUGAAAGUAACCCGAUCUGCGAAUAUAACAGGUUCAAAGAAACCUUAACCAAAAAGCCAAUAACCGAUUAUUCAUCCUGUUCUACUUUUAUAUUAGAAAUGAUCAAAGGCGUAUGUAAAGAAACUAGUCCAAACCUGAAAGAUAUACUUUUAUGUAUAUCAAUGUUGGAAAACUACCAAACCAAGGAUCCUCAUAACUUUGAUACCGCGUGCUGGCUAAUUGUUCUAUACAUGUAUCUAGGCUUAGUCCCCGACGCUCAUUUCCAUUUCUCAAACUUGAAGAUCAAAAACGUUCAAACGGAUUCCAUGGAUUAUUUACAAUUCGCGAGGUUUUCUACUUCAUUUCCCAAUAAACAAAGCGAUUUUUACUCUAAAACUUAUCACGAACACAAUAAUUUAUAUGACGUAUCGCUAGCCAACUUACCUAGAUAUAUCCAGAUAGCAUUUGAAAGAUCUUCGUAUAGUAAAAUCUUGGGUAUGUUCGAGAUGAAGGAUAAACUAAUGAGAUCUUAUACCAGAUGGAUGAAAACGUUAGAAAACCUACAAUUCUCACGUUUAUGCAAUGACAAACGCGGAAAUCUGUUACAAAAAAUGCACGAAGAUUGGAGAUCUUUAGAAAUGACGGGAAAUAUAUCAUUUUCUGAUAAUAGAGAUUUGUCCAUACUAGAUAAAGAUUUCGUUCAAUUUUUCGGUUACGAUAAAAUCCUGGAAUUUGCAAAUUUAAAUGAAACCUCAAUUUUGUUAAGUUUGGUAAGGGAACUUAUCAUCGAAGCUCUGCCAAGCGGUGAGAAAAUGGAACAAAUAAGCGAACUUUUAGAGAAACUUUCAUCAGAAAACCUUAAUGAGCUGUUGGCUAAUAAUUUCACCGAAGUCGAAUCAGUAUCAUUCCAAAUCUUUUAUGAAAUUUACGAAAAUGACGGUAAAGAGCUGCAUACUUUGAUUUCGAAGUUAAUGAAGAUUCCUCUAAAUGCAAAACAAAACUGGAAGAUAUCUCAUAUUUACCUCACCAAAAUUGCAACUCUAAAGACACUUGACAAUUUGAAAAGGAUCAAAAAUAAAGAAACUCAAAAAUUAGUUAAGAACUCCCUUAAAGAGCUAAGAGGAUGCUGUGAUACUCUUUUUAAGGAAUAUUCUGAUGCAAUAAACCUAGCAUUCGAAGAACUACAAAAGGGCGAACCCAUGAAAUUGCUAAAAGAACUUGAUUUUAAACUUGAAAGUCCUAAAAACAUUAAAAAUUCAUUACUGAACAUACAAAAGAAUGUACGGAAUUUAUAA